Fundulus heteroclitus (mummichog) is the source of this 8289-nucleotide messenger RNA. Its product is annotated as histone-lysine N-methyltransferase 2C-like. The record is from RefSeq and is a predicted model, not a curated record. Gene Ontology annotation, molecular function: histone binding; transcription coactivator activity; histone H3K4 methyltransferase activity. Bases 478 to 7608 code for a protein of 2376 amino acids. Gene Ontology annotation, cellular component: nucleus; MLL3/4 complex. The transcript is spliced from 38 exons. NCBI's taxonomy places the organism in Eukaryota, Metazoa, Chordata, Actinopteri, Cyprinodontiformes, Fundulidae. Gene Ontology annotation, biological process: positive regulation of transcription by RNA polymerase II.
UUCCUGCCGACCCUGGAGCUUCCCUUCCCCUCCAGCCCCGUGUCAGCCCUGGGCUCCCCCCACCGCAGCCCCUACGCUCAGACCCCUGGCACCCCUCGACCAGAAUUUGGCCAGCAGCCGGCUGAGCCCCUCCCUCACCAGUCCCCUCUGAGUUCCCGGCCCUCCCCCGAUCCCUACAGAGACCCCCAGACCCCAGGUACGCCACUGGGCCAGUCCGACUCCUGCUACCGCGUCACCCCCCCCACCCUGAGACCGGACCAGAUCGGCCAGCCGCCCGGCGGCCGACACCCGUCGCCAUCCCACCUCCCCCUCGACUCCUGUGUUUCCAACCCGGGAACGCCCCGCCCCUCGGAGCGGUUCCCCCGCUCACCGGGACCUCAGCAAAGCGCCGACCCGUUCUCCCAGCCUGCAGGGACACUGCGGCCCUCCCCUGAGCUGUACCUGCAGCAGACCUCCACCCCCCGGCCACAGAAGGCCAUGCCAGAGAGCUUCGCCACUCAGCCUGCAGCGCCGGCUUCGUCCCCUCUGGGUCAGGGUCUGAUGCCUGAGGCGGGGACCUUCCACCCUGCAGGCGCCAAGCUGCAGCGGUCCCCAGGACACAAACACGACUCGUUCCCCAGACCCAGCAGCGGCCGGACCUCUGGGGUUCCUGAAGAGGGGACGUUCCACGCAGCGGGUCAGGGCGCCCUGGAGCCGGGUCACACGGCCCAGACGAACCAGUCCGGCGCCGGUGACGGAGCCGUGGGCACGUUGCCUCAGCUUGGAGGCUCUGAGGAGAAGGUGGCGCAGCGCCUGUGGCUCCGGCAGCGCCUCCUCCAGCAGCAGCACCAGAAGAUCGCCUUACGGCAGGAGAAGGGUCUGCUGGAACCCCCCGCUGCUGGAGCUGCUGCUCCGGGGACCUCUCUACACGCCUGGCCCCCGGAGGACAUCUGCUCGGCUCCUGCUGCAGACCCGUUCGGUCGUCCUCCCCCGCCCUACCCGGGCACUGGGAGACCCCCUGCCCCCGGGUUUGCUGGAGGCCUCGCUCCCGCUGAGGCUUUCCCCAGACAGAGUCUGCAUAGAGAUCACGGUGUGAGAGGACCCGCUGUCAGGUUCGGAGCUCCAGCAGGCCUUCAGGACCUCUCGCUGCGUCCAUCCCUGGGGGCUGCUGCUGGGCUCGGCUCGGCUCGGGGACACCUGGACCAGAUGAGGAGACCGAUGGCAGCGGAGUUCACAGGAAUCCGCUCCUUGAUGCCCCCCAACCCGGCCGCCCACAUGGUGCCAGGUGUCCCCCAGCUCGUCGUCCAGCGGCCCGCGCCCCCUCAGCAGCAUGCCGUCAUGCCCUACAUCGAGCUACGACACCGCGCCCCAGAGAACCGCCUGAGGCUACCCUUUCCUCUGCCGGCCCCACAGGAAGCCACGGCAGUGCCCACCAGAGACCCCGGCCAGUCCGCGGCGACGCAGCAGCAGCCGGGGUUGGACCAGCAGCACAUGGGUGCCGGUGCCUCUGCGGUCCCUGGGUCUGUUGGGAUGGAGGAGCACCUGGAAGGAGAGGACUCAGCUGUGAAGGACCUGGAGGACGUGGAGGUGAAGGACCUGGUGGACUUGAACCUGAACCUGGACCCAGAGGAUGGCAAAGAAGACCUGGAUCUGGGGCCUAACGACCUGCAUCUGGAUGACUUCCUGCUGACUGGGAAGUUCGACCUCAUCGCCUACGCUGACCCAGAGCUCAACCUGGAGGACAAGAAAGACAUGUUCAACGAGGAGCUGGACCUAGGGGAGCCGGCGGAGGAGGGGGGCCGAGCCUCCAGGAAGACAGAUGGCCCCGCCCACCUUCUGGGCCAGGCGAAGCAGGAAGUGAAGGAAGCCCAGAGGACCGGAGGUCCCUCAUCACCACCGCUUCCUUUGGCUGCCAGCAGACCUCCAGGAACUCCCUCUGCUCUUCUUAUCAAGGAGAAGCUUGAGGCCUGUGGCUCGGUUUCGGGUCCUGCUCUAGCUGUCCAAGCCCAGGAGCAGGUCCUGUCCUCUGUUCACCGCCUCAUGUCUCCAGGUGAACCAGGUGUCUUCCAGCAGCACCAGGGGCCCCUUGAUUCCUCGCCAGUCCCCCAGUGUCCACUUCCUCCGGGUCAGACUCCUCAGGGUUCCCCCACCAAGACUCCUCUACCUCAACCACUUGUGAACCCCCAGAAGCAGCCUCCUCACACCACCAGUGAAGCCCAAAGUGUGAGCUUGGCCAGGUUUCCAGAGAACCUGGUCCCAGCGCAGAACCAGAACAAGUCCAGGCCGUUGCUGCUGGAAGAGCAGCCGCUGCUUCUGCAGGACCUGCUGGACCAGGAACGGCAGGAGCAGCAGCAGCAGAAACAGAUGCAGGCCCUGAUCCGCCACAGGUCCGGCCCAGAGGCUGGCUUCUCCAACGUGGAUUUUGAGUCCAUCUCGGACCCCAUCAUGAAGGCCAAGAUGCAGGCCCUGAAGGGUAUCAACAAGGUGAUGAGUCAGGGCAACCUGGGCCUGAACCCGGUGGUCAACAACAGAUUCCGGCAGACUUCAGGGGCCCCGGGGCCCGACUCCACUCCUCAGUCUCCUCACCCAGCAGGACAGGGCGGGGCGUUGAACCCUCAGUUGGUGCGUCGCAACCCCCCCAGCUUGGGCCCCGGCUUCAUCAAUGAGUCUCAACGACAGCAGUACGAGGAGUGGCUCGGGGAAACACAACAGCUCCUGCAGAUGCAGCAACGACUCCUCGAGGACCAGAUUGCAGCUCAUCGCAAGGCCAGAAAGUCUCUGUCGGCCAAGCAGAGAACGGCCAAGAGGGCGGGCCGAGUCUUUGCUGAAGAGGAUGCUGCUCAGCUGCGGCACGUCACUGAGCAGCAGGGGACGGUCCAGAAGCAGCUGGAGCAGAUCCGGAAGCAGCAGAAGGACCACACUGAGCUGAUUGAAGACUACAGGACCAAGCAGCAGAGGAUGCUGCAGAUGCCUUCCCAGAAUCCCCUGGGACAACCAACGCCCCCUCCCAAACCCCACCCAGGCGGCCCCACCCUGGGCCCACCUGGCUGGACUCCUGGCUGUAGUCCUCAGGGGCCCGUGGGUCAGAGAAUGCCCCCACAUCUUCCACCCCAGGUCCCCCCCGCCCUGCCUAACAACCCUCCGGGUCAUCCACACCUCCAGACCCCCCCGUCCAUGAGGCCUGUCCUCACCGCUCCGUCUGCAGGAUUCACUGCCAGGCCCCAGGGCCCCUUGGAGGGGUCCACUGGGGCUUCAGGGGACGGAGCCACACCCAAACCUCAGGUUAAGUUUGACGACAACAACCCGUUCAGCGAAGGUUUCCUUGAGCGCGAGAAGCGGGAGCGCUUGAGAGAGCAGCAGGAGCGGCAGAGACUUCAGCUGAUGCAAGAGGUGGAGCGUCAGCGCACCCUGCAGCAGAGUCUGGACCAACAGGACCUCCUCGGCUCUGGAGCAGCUGGGACACGCGUCGCACAGCUGCGAGGACCGAUUCCUGCUGGACCAGCACCAGUCGCCAGCGAGGACGGUGUGGCCGAGAUGCCCUUCUGCACUUCUGAGCCUGGACUGGAUUUCCGUCAAUCGUCUCCGGGCUCCAGACAUCCACCGAAGGUCCAGGGGCCUGCAGGAGGACCGUACAUGGCUCAGGCGAGCCUCCAUCAGGGCUACGCACCAGGAGCGCUGCACCUCGCAGCUUCUGCCGCUGCAGUGGAGAGAGGCAGGGAUGGAGCUGCACCCACGCUCCAGUCCAGGCCGAGGCUGCUGGGACACGGGCAUCCUGCAGGGAUAGGUCCUCACCUCUUUGGACACGAUUCCUCCUCAUCUGGAGGCGCCGCCUCCCUCCUCCCCCUCAGCUCUGACAGCGGUCCUGAAGACAAACCAAAGAACAGCAGAGCAGCCAAUAGAGCCGAACCUCUGUCACCACACUCUGACAUCACAGCCCCGCCCACUCCGGCUGUCUCAGAGUCCUGUUCCACGCCCACCCACCAAUCAGACGUCCCCUUGGACCUAGAGAGGCAGCAAUCAGCGAGCUCUGCAUCCCAGCAGAGAGCCAACUUCCUGGGCAUGGAGGUCCAGAGAGGCCCCCUGGAGGUCAAGGAGGAGCACAGGGAGGCGCUGUCCUGUCGGGGCGUCCCUGUGAAGAUGGAGGAGGCUGGGGGCGACCGGCUGUCCUCCCCCGCCCCUCAGGGGGGGGAUGGAGGGAAGGAGCUGCUCAGACACCUGCUGAGGGACCGGACGCCUCCUGCAGCCUCGCCUACCGGACGCCAGCUGUCCGGUGACGGCCUGCGGUCGGAGGAGGAGGAGGAGGAGGAGGAGGAAGGAGCAGGUUACCAUGGCAGCGUGGUGGCGCUGAUGGACGGCGCUGGUCCAAAGAAGAUCCAGCGCAGCAAGAGACCGACCCGGCCCGACAAAGACAGAGCUCCACCCAAGCCCAAGAGGAGGAAGAGGGAGGAGCAGGAGGAGGAGGAAGAGGAGAAGAUUCUGCACUCCUCCUCCGACUCGCUGAUGACCCAGCUGAGACAGAUGUCGGUGCUGCCGCUCAUGGAGCCCAUCCUGGCGGUGGACCUGAGCCUUUUCCCUCCCUAUGGCAACCUGUCUCUGGGUAGAGACUCCCGGCUGAGGGGCUCCUUUGGCAGCGCCUCCUUGGACGGCGUCUCGGACUUCUACUCCCAGCUCAUCUACAAGAACAACCUGAGUAACCCCCCCACACCGCCGGCCUCCCUGCCCCCCUCCCCCCCGCCUGUCAACCGGCAGAAGAUGGUCAACGGGUCUGCCACAACAGACGAGCUGAGCAAGAAGGACUUCAGCCAGCAGGAAGGCAAAGAGGAGCCGCUUCUCAGCCACGCCUCCAAGACCGUAGACGUGCCGGCGUCCCUGCCAACCCCGCCCCACAACAACCAGGAGGAGCUCAGGGUUCAGGAGCCGUUGGAGUGCCGCAGUCCGGACGGUUAUGUGCCGUCGUCGUCUCCGGACAGCGUGGCGGACAUGGAGGUCAGCAGGUACCCUGAUCUGUCUUUCAUCAAGCUGGAGCGGCCCUCACCCUGCCCGUCGCCUACGUUACCCAUCAUCCCCUGCGCCCGGGGAAAAGGCCUGGCCGUGAAACAGGAAGUGAAGGCGGAGCCUCACCUGCCGGCUCAGUCCACCUGCGCCAACACAGACCUGGUUACCAUCGCCAUCACGCUGAGCCCGGCUGCCUCCCAGAACGUUCCGGGUGUGAUGGCGGCGGUGGCGGCGCUCCUGAGGGUCCCCGGCCCCAUCAGCUACCAGCUGAACCGAGUGGCGGGUCUGGAGCGGAGCUCCUUGGCCCUGCUGGGCGGGGUCCGCGUGCCGCAGAUGCAGGGCUCACCAGCCGGCAGAUCGCAGAGGGCGGCGCCCGCGGCAGGAAACCAGCCGGGCCGCUGCAGCCGCUGUAGGGGGCUGCUGGGAAACGGAGUCCACUACAAACGGGACGGCGAGUCCAAAGACGGAUCCGGCCUGGUGUUCUGCAGUCCCACCUGCUCAGUUCUGUUUGGGUCGGAGCAGCAGAACCGCUCUGCGCACGCUAAGCCCGCUGUCCCGGUGCUGCUGAGCGGUUCUGAGUGUGCGCCUCCUCUCAGCAGAACUCAGCACCAGUACACCAAUAACGUGUCCUCCAUCACUGUCCACGCUCUCCCGCGCACUCCUUCAUCGUCCUCCUCUUCCUCUUCGCCACCACUCGCCUUUCCGCCCGCCUCCGCCAUAACCAUGGAGACGAGGCCCCGCCCCGACAGCCUCAAGGUUAAAGUGAAGUUAAAGCCCCGCCCACGGACUGUGUCAGGUGACGACUCUGUGUGUUCUCAAAGCGUGAAGAAGAUGAAGUUUUCUCGCUGGCGUCGCUGGAGCUUCAGCAUCACACUCAGCAGGGGUCCGUGUGCUCCUAACGAGGCGGCCGCCAUGCCAACAGAGGAGGAAGUGGAUGAGCUUCUGAAGAAGUUUGGCUCCUGUUUACGUCUUGACCCUCUCCCUAAAGACCAGCGGCGCUGCUGUUUCUGUCAACAGCAGGGAGACGGGCUGACCGACGGACCGGCCCGACUGCUGAACCUCGACCUGGAUCUGUGGGUGCACCUGAACUGCGCGCUGUGGUCCAGCGAGGUGUACGAGACUCAGGCGGGCGCCUUGAUAAACGUGGAGCUGGCUCUGAGAAGGGGGCUGACGCUUCGGUGCGCCCACUGCGAUCGCCCCGGCGCCACCACCGGCUGUAACCGGCUGCGCUGCACCAACACCUACCACUUCACCUGUGCCCUGCAGGCCCACUGCACCUUCUUCAAGGAUAAGACCAUGCUCUGCCACCUCCACAAGCCCAGGACCAUUCUUCUGAGUGGAGACCGGUCGUCCAGCUCCUCCCCCUUCUCCACGCCCGGCCCGACCCCUGACCCCGCUCCGUGCUCGGACCCGUACGACUCGGAGCUGCGUUGCUUUGCCGUGUUCCGCCGGGUCUUUGUCCAGCGAGACGAGGCUCGGCAGAUCGCUGCUAUAGUGCAGCGAGGAGAGCGGCAGCACACCUUCCGGGUGGGCAGCCUGCUGUUCCGAUGCGUCGGCAGGCUCCUCCCACAGCAGAUGGGCAGCUUCCACAACCAGACGGCCAUCUUCCCGGUCGGCUACCACGCCAACCGCUUCUACUGGAGCAUGCGACACAGCAACAGACGCUGCAAGUACAUGUGCUACAUCGAGGAGCAUGACGCCCAGCCGCUGUUCAAGGUCAAGGUGGUGGAGAAAGGACAUGAAGACGUGGUUCUGACGGGACCCACACCCAAAGCCGUGUGGGCCCAGAUUCUGGAACCAGUGGCCCAGAUGAGGAGCUCCAGUGGGACCCUGAAGCUGUUCCCUGUUUACCUGAAAGGAGAAGAUCUGUUUGGCUUGACCACGUCUGCAGUGACCCGGAUCAUCGAGUCUCUGCCCGGCGUGGAGGCCUGCGAGCGCUACACCUUCCGUUACGGCAGGAACCCGCUCAUGGAGUGGCCUCUGGCGUUCAACCCGUCGGGCUCGGCUCGCUCUGAACCCAAAGCCUGUCAGGCCAAGAGGCCGUACCUGCUGACCAGCAUCGCUCCCAGAUGUCAGGGCUCGGUGGGCUCCAUCGUCGGGCUCGUUCCUGGAGUCCUGUCCCUGUCUCCCGGCGAGUCUGUGGCCGGUACCCAUCAGAGCCGCCACUCCAAGUCGGCCCAGUACCGUCGCAUGAAGGCAGAAUGGAAGAGCAACGUGUACCUGGCCCGCUCCGGCAUCCAGGGACUGGGAUUGUACGCUGCCAAAGACAUCGAGAAGUGCACCAUGGUCAUCGAGUACAUCGGCACAAUCAUCAGGAGCGAGGUGGCCAACCGCAAGGAGAGGCUCUACGAGGCCCAGAACCGAGGCGUGUACAUGUUCCGGAUCGACAACGACUACGUGAUCGACGCCACCAUCACCGGAGGGCCGGCCAGGUACAUCAACCACUCGUGUGCUCCGAACUGCAUCACAGAGGUGGUGACGGUGGAGAAGGAGAACAAGAUCAUCAUCAGCUCGUGCAGGCGCAUCCAGAGAGGAGAGGAGCUCUGCUACGACUACCAGUUUGACCUGGAGGACGACCAGCACAAGAUCCCGUGUCACUGUGGAGCUGUGAACUGCCGCAAGUGGAUGAACUGAGUGCGUGUGGUUGCUGGCCCUCCCUGUGGGCGGAGCUAAUGACAUCAUCAUCAUCAUUAGAUCAGAGGAAAUAGUCUAUACUGUGUAAUUGAUUUACAGAUGGGGCGGGCAUUUAUGUUGUGGGUGGAGCUUACCAAGAGGCUGGUCCUCGGUGUAAAUUGCGUGUAAAUGUGAGUGUAAACGCCACUGAAAUAAACGAAUGUGCCGUCGUCCUUUAACUUGCACUAAAACACAAGAUGACAUAAAAAAACACACAAACCUACCUGAUUGGUCCUUCCCUGCUUCUCCUCCUCAUCAGUUUCCUGUAAAAUAAGAGAUUUUCAUCUUUUUGUAUUUAUUACCUAAUGAAGCUAUUUUCUAAAACUGCAGUGCAUUCGAGGUCCAGCGUGGCAGCGUGUAAAUAUCUGUACCAUAACUAAAAAGACAGAGAAGACGUUUAGAGCCCCCCCCCCCCACCCCCCCUUAACCAGAGUGUGGGCUGCGACGCUCUCUAAGUCCUGCUGCCGUGUAGAAACCCAGUUUCACUCAGGCUCUGCUGAUGUGUACAGGUUGAUGUCAUGAAGCCUUGGUUCUGUUUUUUUUUUUUUUAUAAAUGGAUGUAAGCAAACUGAUCUUUUUGGGGAAAUAUGGUGAAUUUGAUUUAGAAUCAUUUACAGAAAAUAAAAUAUUUUACAUCUUAAA